Molecule: messenger RNA, 1315 nt
Organism: Pomacea canaliculata
Lineage: Eukaryota; Metazoa; Mollusca; Gastropoda; Architaenioglossa; Ampullariidae
Exons: 6
Coding region: 99-1214 (371 amino acids)
Molecular function (GO): protein binding
Source: RefSeq, a predicted model, not a curated record
AUUUUUUUUUCAAUGCUCAAAGGCUUUUACCUAAAGUAAUCCGCAUUACAUGGUCUUUUUUUUCUGUGAAGGAAACAAAGGUUGUAAAAGCUGGGAACAUGUGGAAAAAUCUGUGUUUGAUUUUGAUUUUAUGCAUGCACGUUUCAGUGGAGGGAGCGGAGCUAGAUGUGACCCCGACCUCCUUUUUACCGGGAGUGACCAGAAGUGUUCAGUUGGUAUGUCGUCCGUCCGAGACCACCGACAUUGCCCAGCUGCUCCUCCUGCAGAUCCUCAAGGUGCAGGCGAGUAACCGGGAGCCGCUGGUCACCUACGUCGUGGGCAACCCCGUCAAAAUGGAGGACAUAUCCGUGGGACUCGGUAUAACAGCAAAGGAAGUGUACCAGGCCACUGAUCUGAAGUCGUCGUUGCUGAGAGUCACUAUCAGCGAACCGGAGGACUUCGCGGCUGGCGUGUAUGUGUGCGUUGUGGAGUCCAUCGACAGCAAAGGCAGCCUCCACCGUUUCAUGGACAGCGUAGAACUGGUGUCCUUAGAUCGAGAAGGCGCGGUGCCCAUCUUCUACAAAACAGUGCUUCGGGAACUGAAGAGUGACCUCGACAUCCUCGCCAGGGACUUGACGUCGGUCAAGGACACACACUCAGACGUGGAUGCCCAGAGGGACAGAGCCCAGACCUGGUUGUCAUCAACUGACAGCUCCUCCAAGACAAUGUCAGAUACAUCCAGUGCAAUCGACAACAUUUUCCAAUCAGCUCGCAACCGAGGGGAGGAACUUGGCAGGGAGUUGUCUCGGCUUCGUGACAUAACUCCUGAGACCAAAGUUAGCUUCUACGCCUACCAGGCGCCGCAGACGGUGAACGUAGCCAGCAACGCUAACGUCGUCUUCAACACACUGGCGCAGCACACCGACAACUCCUACAACAUCACCAACGGCAUCUUCACAACGCCAGUCAGGGGCACUUACUUCUUGCGAACCGGCGUGCUGGUGGGGGCGGGGGUGGCUUGCUACGUCAGCAUCGUGGUUGGAGAUCACAUCGUGGCGUCGCUCUACGCCUACGACGACUACAACUUCAAGCACUCCACCGCAAGCGCCGUCGUCAGCCUCGAGGCCGGCCAGCAGGUCAGGGUCGUGCACAAGUCAAGCGUCGCUGUUGCCCUUCAGGGGUUUUCCACUACCGCUACCCUGGCCACCCAUUUUAUGGGAGCGCUGCUGUGGUAGAUGAACAGUCAUAUAAUGCUUUGAGGUUGGCCCAGUGUUUCAGAACAUCGUGUGUCAUGGUCUUUCUUUUUUUUUUUUUUUUUCAAGAACCACUAAAGAGU